Molecule: messenger RNA, 1668 nt
Organism: Gaeumannomyces tritici R3-111a-1
Lineage: Eukaryota; Fungi; Ascomycota; Sordariomycetes; Magnaporthales; Magnaporthaceae
Product: endosulphine family protein
Exons: 2
Coding region: 400-927 (175 amino acids)
Cellular component (GO): cytoplasm
Molecular function (GO): protein phosphatase inhibitor activity
Source: RefSeq, a predicted model, not a curated record
GGGGGGAGGAAGGGCGUGCAACCUCGACCGUACUCCUUUCUCCAAUCAACCAAACCUGAUAUCAGGCUCAGAUCCCCUCGAAACGACGGAUUGACCGACGCCCUUGGCUGGUAUUUUUGUUGGCGAAAACAUCAAGGCGAAAACAAAAAGGCUGUACAACACUAAAUAGCCACCCGUGGCCUACUUUCUCGUUCUCUGUACCUCCUUUUCCAGCAGCCCUCCUUUGACGAACCGCUCGUUACUUUACCUUUUUACUUUCCUUUCGCUUUCUCCAGCCCUUGCGCGACCCGACCCAAACGAGACGACGGCUCUGCGAGCAUCUCGAGCGGGGCAUUUCCCGGCCUCGACCCAGCCAUUAUAGCCUGCUCGUCUCGUCCGCGGGCAGCCACGCAAGUCAAGAUGAAUCCUCACCAGAAGAACAAGAUUGACAUCAACUCCCUCUCUCCCGAGGAGCAGCGCCUGUUCCGGCUCUACGGCAAGCUCCCCUCCAAGUCGGACCACUUCGCCAAGCACCUCAAGGAACGCAAGUACUUCGACAGCGGCGACUACGCCCUGUCCAAGGCCGGCAAGGCCGACUCGGUCGACGCCGGCUCCGUCGGCUCUCAGCACCCCGUGCCCGAGAACAUCCCCCACCUGUCCUCCCCCGCCAGCGGCUCGUCGGGCAGCUCCGGCCUCGCCAACGGCCUGAUACCCCACCUGCACCCGCCCGCCGGCUCCAGCGCCGGCGUCGCCGCCGCCGCCGCCGCCGGCAGCCCCGUCAAGGAGAGCAGCAUCCUGCACCGCGAGACGAGCGCCGACGACGCCGACGACGCCGACGAGGAGACGGACAAGGCCGCCGCCCCCGCGGCGCCCGCCGGGGCCAAGCAGGCCGCGCUGCAGCAACCCGACAGCGCAGCCAAGGCCGAGGCUAUCCCGAUCCGAGGAUAGAUCUGCGUCGAGGCCGGAAUGGCCUGGGUCUCUCUUCCUGUUUAUUCUUUUAUCGCCACUUCUGAGCCUUUUCUCUCUUUCACAAAAAGCUCUCUCUAUAUCUCCUCUCUCCCUUUCAAGGCCAGGAUUGAUGUUUAUCUGGGCAUCCAGGUGAACAAUUACCCCGCCUUCUGUGUCCCCUCUUGAUGUUGAAUGAAUACCUCUUCUGGGAAACGAAACGACCAUGAAGGGAGGAUUAUGACUGUGCGGUGGCUUUGUGGCGAGCUAUGAUAAGGAAUCGGUGGGGAUGCUUGCCCUCCCAUUUAUCUCCUAUCUGCGCCGUUCUUCUCUUUCUUGCUCAGUUUUGCUCUCGAUUUUGAUCUCGAUCUGUUGCGACCUUUUUACGCGCAACAAUUGCGGCGUCUGGCUCUGGAACUGGGAGUUGCGGGGGGAACGGUAUGAACGCAAAUUGAUAUUUGGUGAUAUGGGAUAUGAGGUUGUUUAUAUGACGUGGGCACAUGUCCUUUCCCCCUCCCCAGUCUUUCUCGUGAUUUCAUGGAUUUGCUUAUGAACCCCAACGUUGCUCGUUUGUGCUAUUCAUCCAAGAUGCAUAGCUUGACUGCGCCAUGAUGUGAUGCCCUAGAAUUAGGAUCCUGCCUCCUGUAUCCACGCUCGGCAACACUCACUCAUAACAACGGCGGCAACUUCUAUGAGCCCUAAUAAUUCAUUCGCCUGAUAUUCGUGCCUUCACAUGACUUUCAC